Messenger RNA from Acyrthosiphon pisum (pea aphid), 2033 nucleotides. RefSeq names its product suppressor of tumorigenicity 14 protein homolog. Gene Ontology annotation, molecular function: protein binding; serine-type endopeptidase activity. The transcript is spliced from 7 exons. Lineage: Eukaryota; Metazoa; Arthropoda; Insecta; Hemiptera; Aphididae. Bases 89 to 1234 code for a protein of 381 amino acids. The record is from RefSeq and is a predicted model, not a curated record. Gene Ontology annotation, biological process: proteolysis.
AUAAUUUGAUUUUUAUAUAACUUAUUUAUAAAAAUGUAUUGUUUAUAUUUUUUUGAAAUGUGUAUUUGAUUUAAGCUUACUAUUGACAAUGAAGGUGAUGUUUUCUUGGUUAAUAUAUUCAUGUUUAAUUUUCGAAUCCGGCAUUUUGUGUGACAGAAGACUCGAAAGACGGCAAGCUGUAUCAUCUUGCUCAAUAUACACUGAGGAUAAGUUUUAUUGUUCAAAUGGACUAUGCAUUGAAUGGUCGUUAGUUUGUGAUGGUAUUAAGGAUUGUACAGAUGGUUUGGACGAGACUAAGGAGUUGUGUGCUCGAUACGAGUAUGGAACAAAUAUGACAAUGGAUUGCGGUAGAGUAAAUAUAAAAAACCAAGAAGGAGAUAUGAAUAAAACAGCGGUUGAAACGUUACCUUGGAAUGUUCAAGUAUAUAAAUUUAAUAAAAUUAAAUUUAUUUAUUUCCGUAUGUGUGAUGGUUCAAUUAUUGCUCCAAAUGUUGUAAUUUCUGGGGGUGGAUGUUUUGGAUUUCACGGUGAAGCGGCCAAUAAAAUAUCAGUAAGAAUUGGUGAAUUCAAAGUGGCCGUUGGAAAAUAUGAUAAAAAUAUUUCAAAAAUUGGCACUGAAUUUUCUCAAAUAAUGAAUGUGGAAACAAUUUACCUGAAGGAUAAUAAUAUUCAACUUGGUGAUCAUAUAGCUGUUAUCGUGUUAGAAAACAAAUUUUCGUUUAACAAUGAUAUUUCACCUAUUUGUAUCGAUUGGAAUAAUAUAUAUAAUAUACAGACUGGAGAUCUAGGAAAGAUUGUUAUUUGGGGAGAAAAUAAAGUAAAUGCCACUCAGAGUCCUUCUGUAUUAGAAAGAUCAUUUCCAUACAUCGACCCUGGUACUUGUCAACAUUUGUAUCGUAAAAAAGGAUUUUCAGAAUAUGAAACUUAUGAUCUGUUUUGUGUCAGUUGUGAUUGCGGUAAUACAAAUUUAGAUUUUGAGUGUAGCAUAGGUGCAAAUUUUGGGGGGGGGGGCUUAGCUAAGCUCCCAAACUCAGCCUUAGCCACCUCCCCAAAACCUUUUUUUUUUUUUUUUUGUGAUGGUAUCACGGCGCUACAGGGGGGCACUUCACCCGUUAGGGCCGUCCUUCCCCCUGUAUCCGUAUCAUUUAUUCCACACAAAAUCCGUUACAUGCUGUACAAUAUAAUACUUAAUGAGCUUUGCUCCACAAAAAAGAGAAGGCUCUAUCCUCCUUAAUUCCGCCUUCGGCGCACAAUUUAUCUUACUUAACUAACGGUUUCUCUUCUGUCUUAUUCUUUCAUCUUCUUCCCUUCUGGACUGAACUUUCCCGAUGAAUCUUUUCACAGCUUCCCAGUUCGUAUUCCUCUUGAGCAUGAUUUCAACGAUGUUGUUUGCGUCAAUCGGUUCUUCCAGCUCCACUUCUAGUGCACGGCGGUCUCUCUCCCAUCUGCCGCACCGGAACAUCACGUGCUCCGCGUCGUCUGUGGGUUCCCCGCAAUCAAUGCACCUUGGGUUGUCCAGUUUUUUGAACCUCCAAAGGUACUUCCCAAAGCACCCGUGGUCGGACAGCAUUUGGGUUGUAUGAAAAUCCACGGUUCCAUGCUUCCGGUUCACCCACGCUGACAGAUCCUUAAUCAGACUCCUCGUCCAUUGUCCGUUAGGCUCACGGUUCCAUUCUUGCUGCCAUAUUUUGUGGAUAACUUCUUCCCAGAUCACGUCCUUCACGCGUUCCUGGUCCUCUUCGCUCUUCCGCCUGUGCCUCUCGGAGCGCUCUUUUUGUAAUUUUUUUUUCUGUCUUUCUAGUUGUAUUUUUAUUUAUCCCUCUGUUAUUAGUUUCGUAAUUUCCAAUUAUUAUGAAAUGUUUUUUUUUCUUGUUAAAGGGCUUAUGCCCGUUGAUUAUUAUUAAUUAAUAAAUAAUUUAGACUACCUAUUCGAACAUUGUACUUGUUAGUCUUCUUAAAAAAAAGGGUCUUCUUCCCUGGAGAAAAUUUUGAUAUAAAUGACAUUAUGCAAACAUUAAAUUUGUAUUAAAAAU